AAUUUGCUUAAUUAAAUAUAAAAUUAGCUUUCUUAUAUUUAAUAUGAAUUAUAUGAAAGUUGCAACAUUAUCACGCAUUGCAAUUCGUUCCUUAUCAAAUGUUGGAAGUUCUUCAGAAUCCUCACUUGUCAAAAGUGCAACAAAAGGAAAGUUUGUUCUUGUUGAAGGGAAAUUUGUUAAAGUUCAGGGGGAGGAUUUGCCAACUCUAACUGAAGAAAUUACACAUACAGGACAAUUUUUUGAUGACGAUGAUUGGAGAAGAAAUAGAUAUAUUGAUCGUAGUAAAAUUGUGAAUAGAAACUGGGCAGUGGAGAUGGUCAAUGACGUCCCACCAAUAGAGGUUGAAAGUCGAAUUGCAUACUGUGAAGGCAAAGAUGGCCCAGAUGGUCCUGCAGCUCUUGGACACCCUCGGGUUUAUAUUAAUUUGGACAAAGGAAAAGCUCAAAGUUGUAUGUAUUGUGGACUCAGAUAUAUUAGGAAACCUCAUCAUUAAGUUAUAAUAUUUUCAUCCCUGGCCAAUUCUUUCUUUAUUGUUAAGCUGAAGAUAACAUUUUUCUUAAAUACAUCUAUUUACCAUUGGCA
Styela clava is the source of this 582-nucleotide messenger RNA. RefSeq names its product NADH dehydrogenase [ubiquinone] iron-sulfur protein 6, mitochondrial-like. The record is from RefSeq and is a predicted model, not a curated record. Gene Ontology annotation, cellular component: respiratory chain complex I. Lineage: Eukaryota; Metazoa; Chordata; Ascidiacea; Stolidobranchia; Styelidae. Gene Ontology annotation, biological process: mitochondrial electron transport, NADH to ubiquinone.